AUGUCCGAAUUGUCGUCGGCAGAGCGCAAACGCAUACGCGACAGGCGAUCCCAGCAGACUCUUCGCGCAAAAAAGGAACAGUACACAAGACAGCUGGAGGCCAGGGUAGCCUACUGCGAGCAACAUCACAGCGAUAAAGGCGCUCAGCAACUUAUUGGAAUAAUAAAGAGACUCCGGAAGCAGAAUGAGAUCCUUGUGGCCCGCCAAAAUGCAUUAAACUUGCUCGUCAACUCAUGGGAGGACACAACUGAAGACAGCGAAGCCUACACUAACGCAUGGGUGGCCCAGGGUGUGAAUGAUAAACCCGCCAGUUCCUUGGUACAAACCAGCCCAGAGGAUAUGGAUAUGCACUCGCCUGUCGCAAACACAGGCAUAAGCACACCGCCAAUAAGCUCAUUGCCACCGAUAUCCUCCGCAGCCACACCUUCCGCAUCCUAUCCACUAUGGAACCAACUUCCACUCUACUCUGACGACUUUUCCAGCUACAGAACCGUCUCUUUCCCGUGGUUCUUUUUUAUAGAACAAAUCACCAAUUGCCCAGAUACACCGGCUUCCCCUCUGGAUAUUCUAUACGGAAGCAAGAGCAACCCACUAGCAAACAUGAUCCACCUGGCCCUAGAAAAACGACCGAUUCGCGAGCCGGAGAAACUAGCUAUCGGUUGGAUAACAUAUCACAUUUCAAGGUGGAUCCUUGCACCCAGUCCGAAGACAUUUGCAGCCCUACCUUCUUGCAUGCACCCCGUCGAAGAACAGUUAAAAAUCGAGCACCCUCUCGCAUUGAGCUGUACACCGUGGCCGAGGAUGAGAUCCAAUAUGAUCCGACAAUGGCCGUUCUACAAUAGCAUCCGCGACGAGUUAUUUGGCAUGUUCGCAUGUUGUAUUAAGAUUCGGUGGCCAUGGGGUGUGAAUGUUCUGGAGCGCAAUGAACAUGACGAUCUUUGUAUUAAGCCUGCCUUUUACGAGACAUUCAUGAGUGAGCAAGGAUGGGGUGUUACGCCGGAAUUUCUGAGCAAGUAUCCUCGGCUUGCGGAUGGAUUGGAUGUCAACUCUAUUCUUUUUACCAUGGUCUGA
Molecule: messenger RNA, 1071 nt
Organism: Penicillium odoratum
Lineage: Eukaryota; Fungi; Ascomycota; Eurotiomycetes; Eurotiales; Aspergillaceae
Product: bZIP transcription factor
Exons: 1
Coding region: 1-1071 (356 amino acids)
Source: RefSeq, a predicted model, not a curated record